GACGCCGAUGAGGGCCGCCGGCGACGAGAGGACAACACGGUGGAUAUUCGAAAGAGCAAGCGAGAGGAGAAUCUGAUGAAGAAGCGGAGAGAGGGGAUGCAAUCGCAAGCGUUCUCUCAGUACUCGGCGGUCGAGGAUAAGGUUACGCUAGAGAGCUUGCCGGCGAUGGUGGCGGGAGUUUAUUCGGAGGAUCCGAAGGUGCAGCUUGAGGCGACGACGCAGUUCAGACAAUUGCUGUGUAUAGAAAGCAGCCCACUAAUAAAGGAGGUUAUCCAGGCCGGUGUUGUUCCUCGUUUCGUGGGAUUUCUUCUAAGGGAGGAUUACCACCAACUUCAGUUUGAAGCUGCUUGGGCGCUUACCAACAUAGCAUCUGGUUCAUCAGAGAACACCCAAGUUGUGAUUGAUCUUGGGGCUGUUCCAAUAUUCAUCAAGCUGCUUAGCUCCCAAAGCGAUGAUGUCCGUGAGCAGGCAUUAUGGGCAUUGGGCAAUAUAGCUGGCGAUUCACCAAAAUGCAGAGACCUUGUCCUCGCAAAUGGGGCAUUGCACGCCCUCCUGGCUCAUUUGAAUAACCGUUCUAAGCUCUCAAUGUUGCGGAAAGUGACAUGGACUUUGUCCAAUUUGUGUAGGGGGUAUCCCAGACCAGCUUUUGAGCAGAUACGACAAGCUCUUCCAGCCCUUGCAUAUCUUAUUCAUUCAAAUGAUGAGGAAGUUCUUACUGAUGCAUGUUGGGCACUUUCUUACUUGUCUGUGGGCACAAAUGACAAAAUCCAAGCUGUAAUUGAUGCUGGCGUUUGCCCUCGGCUUGUGAAACUUCUAUUGUAUGUACUAGUAUCUCUUAUGGGCCCUGAUGCUCUUGUUGAUGGCACGGUUGGUAACAUAGUUACUGGUGAUGAUGUGCAGACGCAGGUCAUUAUCAAUCAUCAAGCACUUCCUUAUCUUCACCGACUUUUAAUAAACUACAAGAAAAACAUCAAGAAAGAAGCUUGCUGGACCAUUUCAAACAUAACAGCUGGAAACGAGGAUAAGAUACAGGCUGUAAUUGAUGCAGAUAUCAUUGAUACUCUUGUCCUUUUACUGCGAACUGCUGAAUUUGAUAUUAAAAAAGAAGCAGCAUGGGCCAUCUCAAAUGCUACAUCUGGUGGUACACAUGAUCAACUGAAGUUUCUAGUCAGCCGAGGCUGCAUUAAACCCUUGUGUGAUCUUCUUGUUUGCCCAGACCCAUUAAUUGUCAGGGUUUGUCUUCAAGGACUUGAAAAUAUUCUGAAAGCUGGUGAAGCUGUGAAGAACCAGGGAACCACUGGAGGUGUGAAUUUCUAUGCUCAGAUGAUUGAGGAUGCUGACGGUGUAGAGAAGAUUGAGAAUCUCCAGAGCCAUGAUAACACUGAAAUCUAUGAGAAAGCUAUGGAAGUCCUUGAAACUUACUGGUUGGAAGAAGACGAAGCUGAAGUAAGAUCCCAUAGAGACGCAGCUCAAACUGGAGUCAACUUUGGUUACACAGAGAUUCAACUUCCUUCUGGUGGGUUCAACUUCAGUUGAAUGGUGUGCAGGGUCUUUGUUCUUGAGAUGCUGAAGGAUGCCGUCACUAGUCCUAUGGUGCUGUGGCUCUCUUGGCCAAAGCCAGGAAGAGUCACGAAAAGUCGUGUCAUGUCGGUUUGGAUCCUGUAUCAGGUGUGGGUCAAGUUCCGGGAUCGGUUGUUUUGGGGUUUGGUACAAUAUAAAAGAGGAUGAUUUCUAAUGAUCGUUUGUUAUCUGAGUUGUGGUGGUGCAUGCAAUGACUGAUGGAUAGCCUGCUUGAAAAUA
This is a messenger RNA of Asparagus officinalis (garden asparagus), 1800 nucleotides long. RefSeq names its product importin subunit alpha-like. Gene Ontology annotation, biological process: NLS-bearing protein import into nucleus. Bases 76 to 1536 code for a protein of 486 amino acids. Gene Ontology annotation, cellular component: nucleus; cytoplasm. The transcript has 11 exons. Gene Ontology annotation, molecular function: nuclear import signal receptor activity; protein binding. NCBI's taxonomy places the organism in Eukaryota, Viridiplantae, Streptophyta, Magnoliopsida, Asparagales, Asparagaceae. The record is from RefSeq and is a predicted model, not a curated record.